Leguminivora glycinivorella is the source of this 1989-nucleotide messenger RNA. RefSeq lists its product as uncharacterized. Gene Ontology annotation, biological process: DNA recombination; DNA integration. Lineage: Eukaryota; Metazoa; Arthropoda; Insecta; Lepidoptera; Tortricidae. The record is from RefSeq and is a predicted model, not a curated record. Bases 106 to 1788 code for a protein of 560 amino acids. The transcript has 4 exons. Gene Ontology annotation, molecular function: DNA binding.
AACAUACUCCGAAAGGUUAAAAAGUUAGAAGCAAAAUUAAGGCGUCGGCGCCGUUCAUUUUCUACAUCGUCUGAGAGUGACUACGAGCAUCGACGUUAUUAUGAAAUGGACAAUAUGGAUAUUCAAGGAGAUGAAAUCAUAGAUUUGGACGAAGUGGGUGUUCAUUCUCAGCCUACCCACAAUGAGAUAGAUUACGCCGCCCCCUACCCGCCGCCGCCAUCGCCUUCGAGCGCGCAGCCCGCAUCGUUCGCGGAGCGCGUACCGUCAGCGCACGCCGCGCCCGCGCCCGCGCCCCUCGCGCAGGCGGCGCCGCCCGGUGCAUUGUCUGCGCCGACCGUACCGCCACAGUCCGAGCCGUGCGCCCUAAGUGCGCUCGCUGAGUGUUCUGCGCCGCCCGUGACGAGUGCGCCGCCUAUGCAAGAUGACGUUCCAACUGCGCCUAGUGCGCCGUCUAAUGUGAUGUAUAACCAAACUCCUAAUAUUAACUGUACAUCGAAGAUAAAUACAGACGAGGCUCUUACAGAUGAGUAUGUACCGUCGCUAGAUCCGGAAAUACUUCAAUUGCUAGGCGACGACCCUACUACGGAGAAAAAUACGCGACCGAGCCGCGGCCGACCCACGCGCCCGCGCCCCACCGGCCGUACCGCCAGCAGGAGCGCCGCCCGCCGCCAGCGCCGGCGCCGAGGGUCGCCGCUACAGCAGCUACACGCGGCACCAGCACUACCAGCGCACGGGCAGGCGUUAGCAGAGGAUCUCCAGAGUCUGUCAUCCGCUUCAUGCGAGCCUUAUCCUGGUGGCAGCGAAAUUAUCAGGCAAUCUAUGAUCAAGCGCGGGGUCCCACAAGCAUCCUUGGACGUAAUGAUGGCCUCCUUUGCUAAAAAUACUUUAAAGCAAUAUAGUAGUUCUAUCAAAUGUUGGUGGUAUUUUUGUAAAACAAAUAAUGUUGAUUUAUAUAAUGCUGAUUAUACUAAGAUUAUAGCGUUCCUAACUACAAAACUUAAUGAAGGCGCCAGUUACAGUAGUUUAAAUAUACAUAGGUCCGCUUUGUCUAUAUUAUUAGGUUCAAAUGCGACUUCAAAUGAUAACAUUAAUCGAUUUUUUAAAGGGGUAUUUAGAUUAAACCCUCCAAAUCCUAAAUAUCAAUCAACUUGGGAUACAAAUGUUGUAUUAAAUUAUUUAUCGAAUGUAUACCCUUACGAUAACAUAGCACUAGCUGAUUUGACAUAUAAGACUUGCGCGCUUUUAGCUAUAGCGUCUGCUCAAAGAAUGCAAACGAUUAGUUUAAUUAAGCUUCAAAAUAUUAAAAUACAAAAUGAUGCAAUUGUUAUUAAAAUAUCUGAUUUUAUUAAAACAUCGCGGCCCGGAACCUACCAACCACUCAUCAGAUUACCUUUCAUUUUAGAGAGGCCCAGUGUUUGUCCAGCUUUGGCACUUCGAAAUUAUAUAGAUAAAACUAGGGCUUUACGGUCAAAUCAUUCGGAAGGAAAUCUUUUUAUUAGUACCCGAAAGCCUCACAAAACUGUAGGUUCACAAACGUUAGCACAUUGGGUAAAACAUGUGUUAGAGAAAAGCGGUGUUGAUAUAACAUUAUUUGGAGCUCACAGUACGCGUGCAGCGUCCACAUCGGCCGCGCACAGCUCCGGAGUUAACCUGGAAGUGGUUCGUAAGGCUGCGGGCUGGAGCGAUACUUCUAAUGUAUUCCUUAAAUAUUACUGUCGGGAAGUAGUACACACUGAUAAAGACCAAUUUGUUAAUGCUUUAUUUAGGAACGAUUUGGAUGAGAACUAGAUAAAUUACUUUUAUUUUAUUAAGUGUUUAUAUACUUAAGAAAACGAUAAAUGUAUUUUUAUACUAGUUUUUGUAAACCGUUGAAAGUAUACAUUUACAUGUACCUACAUUACCUGAUUGAUCUCGAUAUUUACUAAUGUUUGUUUCAAUUAUUGUUACUAAUACUAUAAUUAAUAUGAUUAUAUUGAGUUGGUUUUUCGA